Messenger RNA from Cariama cristata (Red-legged seriema), 732 nucleotides. RefSeq names its product cyclin-I-like. Gene Ontology annotation, molecular function: cyclin-dependent protein serine/threonine kinase regulator activity. The transcript is spliced from 5 exons. Lineage: Eukaryota; Metazoa; Chordata; Aves; Cariamiformes; Cariamidae. Gene Ontology annotation, cellular component: nucleus; cyclin-dependent protein kinase holoenzyme complex; cytoplasm. The annotation marks the transcript as partial. The record is from RefSeq and is a predicted model, not a curated record. Gene Ontology annotation, biological process: regulation of cyclin-dependent protein serine/threonine kinase activity; mitotic cell cycle phase transition.
CGUCUCCCAUCAGGGAAACUGGCUCAAAGAGUUGCUAAGAAGUGCCCUGGACCUCCAGAGAGCUCGAGACUUGCCUUCUUUCUUGAAAAUGCCUUAGCCAGAGAGGCUAGGAUUUGGAAAGUGCCAGUUUUCCAGAAUCUCACCCUGAAGGGCACAGAUAUCUCUCCGUCGUGUUACAAGAAAGCGGUUCUCUGGAUUGCAGAAAUAAGCGCUCAGUUCCAGUUCUACCCUGAAACAUUUGCCUUGGCUACCGGCAUCUUUAACCGGUUAUUGGCGUCAGUAAAGGCCCAAUUGAAAUAUCUUCAGUGCAUAGCAAUUUCCUGCCUUGUCCUUGCGGCAAAAACCAAUGAAGAAGAUGAGGUAAUACCAUCGGUGAAGAUGCUCGCAGUGCAGAGUGGUUGUAAACGCUCACCAGCUGAGAUCUUGAGAAUGGAAAGAAUUAUACUAGAUAAGCUUCACUGGGAUCUUUACACAGCAACACCAAUGGAUUUCUUAAACAUUUUCCAUGUCAUGGUGAUGUCCAACUGGCCCCAUCUACUACAUGAGCUGCCUCAGACGAAUCCUUCCCGCCACGUCGCGCUCUUGACCAAACAGCUACAGCACUGUAUGGCAUGCCACCAACUACUGCAGUUUAAGGGCUCCACGUUGGCUUUGGUGAUCAUCACCUUAGAGCUGGAGAGGUUGACUCCCGAUUGGUUUCCUGUUAUUACUGAUCUGCUAAAAAAAGCACAG